Messenger RNA from Saccharomycodes ludwigii, 1365 nucleotides. RefSeq names its product Ysc83p (gene YSC83). NCBI's taxonomy places the organism in Eukaryota, Fungi, Ascomycota, Saccharomycetes, Saccharomycodales, Saccharomycodaceae. Bases 1 to 1365 code for a protein of 454 amino acids. The transcript has a single exon. The record is from RefSeq and is a predicted model, not a curated record.
AUGUGGCCAAAUUCAGAUACUUGGAAUUAUGUACAUGACAAAAUAAAUACAGGCUCGCAACUUAUAGUUGAUACAAGCAUACGAACCAGUGAAAAAUUACAAGAUAUUGGUUACAAGACAACUGAAAAAUUACAGGAUAUUAGUUGCAAAACAGGGGAUAAAUUAAAGAAUGUAUACCAUGAUAAACUUGUACCUAGUCUCAGUGUUGUAAAAGAUUCGAUUAGUCCAAAUACUUUACAACAUAACAAUAAUGGUAGUAACAUGUGCGAUGUUUCAAUUUCUGGUGUUAUUCCAAACUCUAAUUUUAUAUCCAGAAAUGUCUACAGGUUGGCUAUGAUAUUGGAUGACACUCCAGGUGACUUCAGCAUCAAACUGUUUAAAAUAGCGUGUAUUUUAGGUACUUCGUCACUUUUAUUACACACCAUUAAUAAGCAAGUUUUCAAAAAAAAAGUUUAUUAUUUAGAUUAUAAGGACUCCAAUAAAGUUAUUUUGGUAUUGGGUAGUAUGAUAGAUCCAAUCACUAGGAAUCAGGUCUAUGACUUAUAUAAAAGAGGAUUUAUAAUUUAUGUUUGUUCUACCACUACUGCUACUGCUACUGAGGAUGAAUCAGAAAAUUCUAGCACAUCGAUUAAAGAUGAAAGGUUAAAAUAUAUAACUUCAUCACCAGAAAACUUGGCUCUUUUUGUUAGAACCCUUGGCAAGGAAAAUUUGUGUUUGGUAUCUAUAAUUUUUUCCCCAAGCGUUUUUUACUACCCAUCAGAUAUAGAUGGGUCUAAAUUGUUUCAAAGUGAGAUUAACGAAAAUUUAAUGGAAUUAGCUAAAGUAUUAUGGAAAAUAACUCCAUAUUUCCAUAAAUUAAAGAUUUUCUUUAUAACACCAAGCUUAUCUAACAAUUUGAGAUUAAAUGACAUUGAUUCUAAUACCAAUUUAGAAAUACUAACAUCCAAUAUCAUUAAAGGCUUGUAUAAGUCUUUGUUGAUUGGAAAUACGAACAAACAUAAAGUAUACUUAAUUAACCUAGGGUUACUAUCAUUCUCUAGAGGAUCAAAUUUGGCCAAUUAUAAAUAUUUAAACGUUCCUCAUGACAAUGCCGCGGAUAGCUUUUGGUUUGAUGAAUACUUUAACAUAAGUGGAUCUAACAUCCAGGAGAAUUUGUUGAAUCCAAUUGCCAAUUUAAUUAUGUGCAGAUCAUAUUAUUAUAUUUUUCGCAAUGGGGUCAACAGUGUUUGGUAUUGUGGUAAGGGUGCGUAUAUUUCAAAAAUUUUUGGAUGCAAAUUUAUUUUACAAGUUUAUAAUUUGUUUGAUAAUAUAGGUAACAAAAUUAGAAGAACAAGUCGAAAAUUCCUUUCUACUUAUUUUUUAUGA